GAUUAUGGGUAGUAAAGGAGGACCGUUGUUUACCAUGGCGACGGAGACGCUACUGCUAUUUAGCAGACACAGAUUUUUCGCUUAUUUAUUAUUUGUCUUAUACAGAAACCUAGCUGACUGCCAGCAGUUUAUUAUUCCCUUUAAAUCUCCUUCAGAUUGUGGCGCAGACGAAUUCUUUGACAUAUCAAGUUUGUCGUGCUCCAGAUGUGGUUCAAAUCAGCGCCAGAGCUCUACAGGAUUGAGCUGCAUUUGCCAGCCUGGCUACAAAACCACAAAUGUCAUCCCUGAUAAAGUGUCCAUUACCUGUGAGCAGUGCCCAACAGACAGGCCUGCAGUAACAAAAGAUGGGUUUGGGUGCGUUCGCUGUCCAGGCACCCUCAGUGAUGAGGGGAAAUGUCAGUGCCCUCCAGGCCAUAUCCUGGUGGAAAGGGAUAUCAACGGAAAUCCUUUGAAUGAGGCCAGAUGUGAAGCAUGUAACAGCAACAGUCCUGCUUUAUCUGUAGCAGACAUCAGAGGAGACAGGUGUGAGAGAUGUACCUCUACCUUCAUUAACUCCUCCUGUGUGUGUACUGCUCCUAAUGUCCCAGCGGGAGGAUUGUGUUUCCCCUCAGGAAUCCUUUCCACAAACGUAAAUCCCAGUGUCAACUAUGCUCAGUUGAAAUUCAGCGUCCAGUCUGCCUGGUUUGUGGAGAAUCUCUACUCCUCCUCAGCAGCAUGCCUCGUCUACUCGAACCUGACAGCGUGCCAGGCUCUCGGGAACAUGUGCGUGAUGAACAUGCAUUCCUUUGGUGGUCUCUCCGCUGAUGCUUGUGGUCUUUUUAACACCGUCUACAGAUCUAAAGCUGCUCUGAGCUCAGUUCAAGACAUUGCUUAUUGGAAAGUGGAUCUUCCUUGGCUUUUCUACGGGGACGAACCGGGGUUGGCUAGUCGCGUGCUUCAAACAGAUCCUGUUCCCACUGUCUUUAGCUUCAGAGGGAGAAAUAAGAACACAGACAUUGAACUACUUGCUGCCAUCUAUGAUGUCAGGGGAGAGUUCCUGAGAUGGGAGCAAGUAGGAGGAAGCAACCUGCAGCUUUGUCCAGAACCGGCCACCAAGCAAGCAGCAGCCUUCAGCUUUGGAACCGCUUACCAAGAAAGUUGUGAUCUUUUGGUGGCGAACUUGAUUGUUUCCCAUCCUGAACCGUUGUUCUACGAUGUUUAUAUGGACCUUGGAGGAGGAGAGAACAGAAAACUCCUCCCCCUGCCGACGCUAGUCCGAAACCAGCAAUACAAUGGACGUCUCAUCAAUCAGGAUAAUAUGAGAAACUGGUAUUUGUCUCGCCGAAUGUUUCUUGUGGACACACUGAGUGGAAGAGAGAAGAGCAUAACAGCAUCACCUAAAGUUAUUCGUGUCGCCACCAGUGUCAGAAUAAGGUUUCAGCUCGUUCCUCGAACUCAGGAGGGACAAAUAUUUCCCCCUCUGAUGACUGUGACUUACACAGAUGUUCCCAUCACGGACAUCAACACUCAAAUUGUGUCUGUAACCUUUGCUAUGGAUUAUGAGAUGGAUCAGAUAGAGGCUCGUACAAAGACAGAUACAGCUCUUGGCAUUUUGGGCGGGGUGGCCGUGCUCUACUCCCUCCUGAAGACGGUCAGCUGGAAGAGGAGGAUUUCUUCGCCCAUCAUUGAUCUGGAGACGAUGCUGAAGUUUCUGUUGUUUUAUUCCGGUGACUUAGCCAAUGUUUUCUUUGUUGUCACGGUGGGAACUGGCCUUUAUUGGCUCAUCUUUUAUAAGACACUAAAGGCCCAACAGUUUGUAUCUGUUCUGCUUCCGCUGCCUUCUCAAGAGGAGCAGUUUGCAACGUACAUUGGAUGCGCCUUUGCUCUCAAGGCUGUCCAGUUUCUGCACAAGCUUUACCUGCAGGUGACAGUGGAUAUAUUUCUUAUAGACUGGGAGAGACCACGCAGCAAAGGGAACAGGACAGUUCAAGCUCAUGGGGAGGCUAAACGCGACCCCUCCCCAGUCAGCAUCUGGAGAACCUACUUUGUGGCAAAUGAGUGGAACGAACUCCAGACCAUCCGCAAGAUCAGCCCAACGUUUCAGAUCAUGGCUGUGCUCUUCUUUCUCGAAGUGCUGAAUUUCUCCAACCUAGCUCUGAGAGACCCCUGGGCAACUUUACAGCGCCUCCCAGAGGCGUACACCCCUCCUUAUAGUCUGAUUUUGCGCUACGGCCUUGCAGCCACUCUUUGGCUCUGCAUUGGCCUUCUGCAGGUGAUAUUUUUCACUGUCUUUUAUGAGCACUUUGUGGAGGACAAAAUUCGUCAGUUUGUGGAUCUGUGUUCUGUCAGUAAUAUUUCGGUGCUGCUGUUCUUCAAUCGUUGUUUUGGUUACUACAUCCAUGGACGCUCAGUGCACGGACACGCAGACACAAACAUGGAGGAAAUGAGUAAUAAUCUAAAGAGAGAACGUGAGUCGCUGUGUGGUCAGCGUGGUUUGGUUCCCAACUCUGACAUUCAGACAUUUCAGGUGUCUAUUAACAACCGUCUGAGGUUGCAGUAUGACAGGAUACAAGACUCUCUUAGCAGGAGGAACAGGCCGUCACGGCUGAUGGAUGCAUCCACGGCCAACUUAUCAGAUCUACAGUUCAGAGCAUACAACACCAUGAACCACUUCCUGGGAUCCAUUAUAGACCAUGGCCAUCCUGAUAUGGACUACAUGGUGAAGGAAAAGCUGAUGUUGGAGCGGGUCAUAGGGAUGGAGUUCAUGGAACCCUCUGAUAAAAGCUACUUUUACACUGAUGAAGCCCACUCCUUCAGUAAUGUCCUCUUUUAUGGAAAUGAGGCCACGCUGCUGAUCUUUGACACUUUGUUCUUCUGCGUUGUUGACCUGGGAUCUCAGAACUUUAUUCUCGCGGCUGUGCUCACAUACAUAGAGCAAAUGUUAUUCCGCUUCAUCCGUAACACUCUUGGGAGGAGGAACCUUGCCAACAAAACGCUGGUUGACCAAAGGUUUCUGAUAUAAACUUCACUGUCUGUUUUUGAUGGAAAACGUGUUUAUUGUUCGCUUGUGCUUUUUUGUUAUAAGAAACUAUUUACUGCUGACUUAGAUGCAGAUUUUCUCUUUUCGGAAAUAUUUGUAUGCUUUUAUAUUGAUUAAAUUGUUCUUAUAUAAAAUCA
Molecule: messenger RNA, 3156 nt
Organism: Girardinichthys multiradiatus
Lineage: Eukaryota; Metazoa; Chordata; Actinopteri; Cyprinodontiformes; Goodeidae
Gene: tmem67
Product: transmembrane protein 67
Exons: 29
Coding region: 5-3001 (998 amino acids)
Biological process (GO): cilium assembly
Cellular component (GO): MKS complex; ciliary transition zone
Source: RefSeq, a predicted model, not a curated record